Messenger RNA from Lineus longissimus, 1817 nucleotides. RefSeq lists its product as uncharacterized. The record is from RefSeq and is a predicted model, not a curated record. The transcript is spliced from 6 exons. Gene Ontology annotation, molecular function: catalytic activity. The coding region runs from base 89 to 1459 and encodes 456 amino acids. Lineage: Eukaryota; Metazoa; Nemertea; Pilidiophora; Heteronemertea; Lineidae.
CAUGACAUUGAACAUUUAGAAUCGCAUCAAAAUCAUGAUUUACAGGAAGAUCUACUGAAAAUCUACUUUUGAAUUUGAAGAACUAGUUAUGUGGACUACUCAGGUUCAACUGUGUCGGCUUGUCAGUCGAAGCAACAACAGAAAUUUACAAAAAAGUGCAGAAAACGUUUUUGGAAAAUUUCAACAAAACAAGUUUGGGUCGACACAUCAAAAUGUUACCUCACUGCUAAACCAGAGAACUUUUGUGACGUUGACCUCAAUUAAAGAUGAUCUCCUGUCCCCGGUAGGAAAAUCGUCAACCCAUGUUAAGCAAAGAAAAAUGGACGUUAUCUCAUCUAAUUUGUCGCUGUUUUCUGCAUCACCACUGCCACUGGCACAGUCAUUCGCAAAUUUCAAUCAGAGGGACAGUCUCACCAAACGUGUGAACUUCUUUCAAAGAGCGCAUCUUUUUGGUUCCGGAGCAGGCAAAGAACGACAGUUCGACUUCGUACACACCUGCAAACAUACAGACGAUCGCUGGCCGAUAAAAGAAACGCUUGUUGAAACAUGUGGAGAAAUAUACGAGGAUGACCCGUAUCAUAUCAAAUUCAGUACUUCUUACAUAGAUACUGGAGCUCGUGGUCAUGAGGAAUGUCAGACAGUUAUGAUGGUUCAUGGAGCGCCAGGAUCCCAUCAUGAUUUCGUGCCCAUCAUCGAUAUUCUUGUAACGAAAGGAAUUCGAGUUAUUGCACCUAAUAUGCCUGGAUAUGGGUUUACAAAAGGCCUUGUACAGAUGGACGAUGAGGCCUUUAUACAGAGUACAGAAGAACGUACAGACUUCUUGCUCGACUUCCUUAGUGAAAUAGGUGUACCAAAAAUAGACAUGAUUGUUGCCCACAGUUCUGGAAGUUCUGCUGCUUUGAAGAUAUUGUCACAGUCGAAUAAGGUCAAAGCGUUGACCACUAUUUGUCCUUUACCACACAAUCUCGAGUGCAUUGAGACUUAUCUGUUUGUGAAGAGUUUGGCCAGCAAGCAAGACAGUUUGUUUUGGAAAAACAUUGCCAAGAAGUACGUCAGAAAUAAGUCGACACAGUUUGGAUUCACAGCUGAAGACCCUCGACACAUGAUGCAAGCCCUUCUUGCCAUAUCAAACUCGCAGUUCAGAGACAUAGGCAGCUUUGCGAUGUCCCUCAGUCUAAAGCACGUCCCAGUCCUGGCCGUGUACACUGACGAUGACCGGUUCAUUUCACCAGAUAAGGCUGCCGAGUUUCUAGAUCUUCUUGGCAUCAGUCCACACCGGGUGGCCACACUUGAUGUGGGUGGCGGUGUGGAGACGUCAGGAGUGGACUUCAAAGGUUAUCCUCGAGGUGUAAAGUUGAAUGCAGGAGGUCACCAUCCCCACCUCAAGUACCCACAAUUUUUUGCCGAGGAAAUAUUAAAGUUCUUAGAAUAUCUUUCCAGCAAAGAUUCAAGCUUAUGACAAUAGGCAUUUUGAAAUUCUAUUAACUUGAAUAAAAUUUUAAUAGAACUUCUGUAUAUCUGAUUCUAGCGAAUCACAAUUAUUGGGAUGGCAGAACUGAAGUCAAUUCAAUGCAGAUUUUGUCUCUAAAAUUUGGUAAUGCUAGUUUUUUACAAUGAAACUUUUCCCAAGCCAAGUUGGCCGCUUGGUUUAUACCGGCUGUGGGCCAGGCUUGCGGUACACUGCCUUAACCCUGCGGUAGUGAAAGGGCUAAAAGAGACUCCACUUGAUUUGUUUGAUGUUGAUGCCUCACAUAAUCGCAAGCCUACGUGUUUGUAGGACUAGUCCCGACGUGUGUGUAGCGCUAUACCUUGCUAAA